This is a messenger RNA of Schizosaccharomyces japonicus yFS275, 3351 nucleotides long. RefSeq lists its product as hypothetical. Lineage: Eukaryota; Fungi; Ascomycota; Schizosaccharomycetes; Schizosaccharomycetales; Schizosaccharomycetaceae. Bases 12 to 2621 code for a protein of 869 amino acids. The record is from RefSeq and is a predicted model, not a curated record. The transcript has a single exon.
CUCCUUACCUGAUGGAGAGUUCCUCGAAACAUGUACAAGCUGAUGCGACGGUUCAACCAGCUGGAGAAUCCAACCAGGCGGAUCCUCUGAAGUUCAUUUUUCGGAAGCCUAAAAUUAAACCGUCGUCCAUAAACAAGACGUAUCUUAGUAAGGCACAAGGAACGCAGCCUGCGAAGCUUUCCUCCACAAAAGUAAAUGGGGGGACCGCGUCGGUCGCGAAGACAGAGCCUUCGUCGGCGACUACAACUAUCACGACCGGUAAUAGUAAGGUGCGACUGUCAAUUAAACUUUCUUCGUCUGCCUCUUCUGCCGCUAGCAACGCGUCGUCACGGUCCAAUGGCACACAAACAGCAUGGACACAUCGUGUUGACUCUUCCACGUCCCUCCAGUCCGGUCACAGUGGCUCCGCCGCCGCUGAGAAGCCCAAAAACGCGUCUGAACCACUUGCUGCGGCAGACGAAAACGCGUCAACACCUUUGUUUGCUGCUGCCGCAGCGUCCUCUGUCAGUCAUCGGAACUCGGUGUCGACACCGGCUACGACGUUGUCAUCUACAAACUCGGUUCAAUCCAUGGACAGUGAAUCUGCCGUCAGGGUUCUGCGAAACACACUGCCACCAAAACCUAUUGACGUGGCCGCAGCAUCUGCCGUGUCUUCGCGGGCACAGUCUCCUCAUUCAGCAAACUUCCGUGAAGUUUCACCCAGUCGGCUCCCUUCGCCAACCAAGUCGCGUCGAACGUCUCACGUGUCGGAAGGAAAGUGGGAUGAAAUUGACGAUGAUGACGAUGACGACUGGGGUAGUACAAUAGAGUUUGAGGAUGGAACAACGGUAGUCAUUGAUGCUAAGACGCACAAAUACCAACCAGUACACAUCCCGCCAAAUCUGGUCAGUGUUGCUGCUCAAACAGAAACGGCGGUUGCCGCAGCAGCGGCUGCAGCCGCUGCUGCUGCAGAAACCAGUCCAGCUGCUAGAGCAGUUGAAGCGAAAGCUACUCUAUUUGAAGCGUCGCGAACUUCCAGCAACUCUUCUCUCGCUACCGAGGCUGCGAAAACUGACUCUACUACCACAUCUCAUUCUACGAUUCUUCGUCUCAAUUCUGGUGCUCCUCCGGCACCUGUAGACGCCUCAACCUCCGAGCAGCCCAGACCCGCUGCUUGGUCUCGCCCGGCAUGGCGACGGGACUCGUUAAAUGAACAUCAACAACAAAUGUAUCAUCAACAACGUCCUCCCACUAAUCAGCAAUACCCGCCGUCCCAGCAUUCACAACACGCAACUCAUAAGAAUGCCCCGAGAGCCCAGGAACCUAUGGAUAAGUCCAACGCGGCUUUUCCUCCCUCCACACAUAAUGAACCUGUUUCUCGUGCCUCCCGUCGGUCUUCUGUUUCUACAACUGUUUCUCAGCGUUCCGCUCGUUCUGUUUCUCGUAAUCGGCCCCCGGCUCCCACUGAACAGGAGCCAGCUAUCGAAGAGUUGUUAGAGGAGCAGCACAAAAUUAUGGAAGAGGCUCGUCAGAAGGCCAUUGAGCGGCGUAAACGAGAGGAGGAAGAAUUGAGAAAGUCGCGGGAGCGUGCUUUGAGAAAGGCAGAAGAAUUAAGCAAAUCUCUCGCCGCUAAGUCCUCUGCAAGUAAGCCUGCCGCUGCGGCUCCUGUCACAACGCAGACAGCAGCAAACGACUACACACCCGCUUCUCCUGAGCGGGAAGAUAUUAAACCUCCUGCUGCCGAUGAAACUCAAACCCAGAUCGCUACUGGCGAUGACGCUUCUCCCAGAAGUGCAGAGCCUGUUCCCGCUUCUAAUGUACCUGCGCCUGCAACCCCCGUUACUGGUGACCUUUCCUGGCGCGCGACUUGUCGUCCCGUAAAGGCUAAAAAGUCAGUACCCAUACAUAAUACUCACACGGUUGAGGAGCCUGAACAAGCAGUCCCGAAUGUAUCCACUACUCGUGAGAUGCCUGCUAAUCCACCCACCAGCAGACACACAAAGUCUCGUAGUAUUGAUGAGGUUAUUUUGAGCAUUAAGGACGUUAUUUUGGACAACAAUGCUUAUAAGCAGCGUUCAACGCCUAUGGUUCCACCACCCAUUAACACGGCGCCCUCCAUUUCUAACGGCAACGUCUUCGAGUCGCCCGGUGUCAUGGCUUCGACUCCUACAAGUCGAGCUCGCGUUGCUUCAACUACGCCUACCGUUAGCUUCCCCAUACUUCCUCAUGCUCCCGCUGUGCCUACGAUCAGCACUUCUGUUCCUGCAACAGCGACUUCGUCCGCGGCGAUGCCUUUGACAUCUCCGUCAACGACUAACUAUUCUCGAAAGGCGUGGUUGCAGCGUCACCGUCAAGAGGGAAACAUUCGCGUUUUUCUCCCCAAGGUGCCGCCCUUCCACGCUGUCGUUGACUACAACAAAAAUGGUACCGCCAUAGAAGGCGAAAUCUUGCGCAUCGAUGAAGCUAAGUAUUCGUCGAAACAACAACGCAGCCGCCCUGCCUCCAUCACUGUGUCUUUGCCAGGCACAAAAAUGUACCACGUUGUUAAGUGUUUCGCUACGAGCACUUGCAACGGAGUCCAGACUGUCCGUGAGGACCAUGUUCGCCGGGAGCGUAUGAACGCUGAAUCCUGGAGAUCCUGAGUUCUGUCGCUACCACUUUCGCUCAUGGCAUCACAUCCCCACACUCGAAGAUUCUUGCAUGUUCGGCUUUUCACAUCCAUGCUUGGACGUACUAACCCGUUUGUCUGCUAACUAUCUGCUAAUUUGCAUUUGGGUCAUCCUCGCAGGAGCUGUCUGCUUUGCAGCACGGUUUAGCACACGUUUCGUUGGCUGUCAUCUUCUGCCAUUUAUUUACUUUUUUUACUACUAAUUAUCCGUGUUGGUUAAACCGUACUUCAGCAGUCAACAAAACGACUACAGCAUUAUGGGACCUCUUGGGUUCCGAAGCUGUAUACUGAGUGCAGCCAUCCAUGACGACGAGAAAGACACUGAAACAAAGCAGUACGUUGUUUUACCCGGUGUCCUUUUUCCUUUCGUUGCAUCGGCUACCGCUGUUCUUGGUCGGAUUGUUCUUUAUCUUGUUUCUUUCAAUUCCUCUUACACAUACCCUCUUUUACUUUUAACUUCGUCUGUCCUUACUGCGGUAGUCGGCUUUCACGUUUUAUUCCUUCUUUAUGUUGUCUUCACGGUGUAAUGUAUGAUUAAAUGCUUCUAACUUCAUAACGAUCAAUCUUCACUUAAAUAUUACCUGAUAUUUACCCUCUUCUUAUAUGAGCUCUGGGCUCCGCAUAGAGAACAUAAUCCAGCUGAAAGUUGUGUUGGAAAACACACGUUCCGUUCAUUUAUUAAUUACAUCGCAUGAGUUUCUCCA